Molecule: messenger RNA, 1762 nt
Organism: Spinacia oleracea (spinach)
Lineage: Eukaryota; Viridiplantae; Streptophyta; Magnoliopsida; Caryophyllales; Amaranthaceae
Product: histone deacetylase 14, chloroplastic
Exons: 10
Coding region: 415-1527 (370 amino acids)
Biological process (GO): epigenetic regulation of gene expression
Cellular component (GO): cytoplasm; histone deacetylase complex
Molecular function (GO): histone deacetylase activity
Source: RefSeq, a predicted model, not a curated record
GAAAUUGUUCAAAUUAACUCGGAACCUCUCCUUAAAAUAUGACAAUAUCUUAAAAAUUUAAGAAAAUUCAAUCCUUCUGUUUUAUUUACCGGAAGGCCAUGGAAGUUCUGCACCUGUUCGCUCCUCGUUUGUCCACUCAUGACACUAAUUCACUAAUCGAGUCAUAUCCUGAAUCUAAGUGUGACGAAAACUCAACCAGGAAAAGCUCAAGCGAGAAACUGAUAGAUUUUGGCAAUACCAAAAAAUAACAGAUGUAAUAUUCUGCCUUUUUUUGGACCUUCUUUGUGCACAUGGAGGGCACCACUUAAGCUAGGGUUCUUCAUUGGCCAUGCAAGGCAUUCAUAUCUAAGUAACCUGAUACCAAGGAGGAAAAGUUCCGUUUUUUGCUCAACUAAUGUGGAGAAGGAACCUUCUAUGGAUUCAGAUAUUCAACUAGCUAAUGCCAAAGUGAUCUACAGUGUUGCUCCUGCCGCAGGGCAUAAUCAGGAGUCACAUCCGGAGUCUAACCUCAGAGUUCCUGCAAUUGUUGAUACCCUUGAAAAGUUGGAGCUUACUCCAAAGCAUCGAAGGUCAGAGAUUAUUGAACUCAAGCAUUUUAAUCCAGCAUCAGUGGAAGAUAUAAGUAGUGUCCAUGAAAGAGCCUAUGUAUUAGGCCUUGAGAAGGCGAUGGAUAAGGCUUCAGAACAAGGCAUACUUUUCAUUGAGGGGUCUGGACCAACAUAUGCCACUGCCUCCACAUUUCGAGACUCAUUGCUUGCGGCUGGAGCAGGACUAGCUGUUGUUGAUGCUGUGGUUGCUGCGUCCAAAAAGUCUCCAGAGCCUCCGUCUGGAUUUGCUUUGAUAAGGCCUCCUGGUCACCAUGCUGUUCCAACGGGGCCUAUGGGCUUUUGUGUUUUCGGAAACAUUGCUGUUGCUGCUCGUUAUGCUCAGCGAGUGCAUGGAUUAAACCGUGUUUUCAUCAUUGAUUUUGAUGUUCAUCAUGGAAAUGGCACACAUGAUGCGUUUUAUGAGGACCCAGAUAUAUACUUCCUAUCAACCCAUCAGGAAGGGAGCUACCCAGGCACAGGCAAGAUUCAUGAGGUAGGCAGUGGCCAAGGAGAAGGAACUUCCUUAAAUUUGCCAUUGCCCGGAGGAUCUGGAGAUGUUGCUAUGAGAACUGUGUUCGAUGAAGUUAUUGUUCCAUCUGCUCAAAGAUUCAAGCCAGAUAUAAUCCUUGUAUCUGCUGGGUAUGACGGACAUGUGUUGGAUCAUUUAGCAAGUCUUCAACUCACAACAGGAACAUACUACAUGCUUUCUGCUGGUAUAAAACAGCUAGCAAAAGAAUUGUGUGGAGGGCGUUGUGUGUUCUUCUUGGAAGGGGGAUACAAUCUCAAAUCACUCUCCUAUUCAGUAGCCGAUACAUUCCGCGCUCUCCUUGGGGAUCCUAGCCGUGCUUCUGAAUUUGAUAAUCCGGCUUUUUUGUAUGAAGAACCUUCAAACAGAAUCAAACAAGCAAUUCAAAAACUCAAGGCUAUACAUUCCUUGUAGACUUGGAAGUCAUAAAGUUUAAUACUCUUACAUAGCAAAUACUCAAUACUUAUGGGAACUAAAUUGUUUGUAUAUUUGUACUUUUACUUUGUUGUAUUUUACCAAUGAUGUUUUAGUUAGUGCUUAAGACUGAGGGCUUACUCUUGUUGUUGUCACCUUAAAUCGACAUUUGUAUAACUCAUCUUGAUGCAUUUUGGACAUGUUUGAUGAUGUAUCAUUGUAUCUUCCUUGAUAA